This is a messenger RNA of Cotesia congregata, 288 nucleotides long. The record is from the annotation of a GenBank genome assembly. Lineage: Eukaryota; Metazoa; Arthropoda; Insecta; Hymenoptera; Braconidae.
AUGAUGGUUAAUGGUAGAUACCAUUACAUUUGUAUAGUUCCACAGGAAUGGGACAUUUAGGCAAAGGAUGAUUUAGAGCUCUAUAUUUAUAAAUGUAUGAGAAAUCAUUUCAAUAAACACGGUGAAGUAAAAGGUGCAGAGAUCACCAUCGGAGAGACGACGACCAAGACGGAUUACUGGAACUUGAAGCUUUGGCUGAAAAGAACCUCUGAUAUGACUUAUCCAGAUUCAAAAGGUUACUUUUGGAUGCUUUUGGAUUGGCGAUCUCGUCCUGACCCGGUGAGUUAA